Molecule: messenger RNA, 5544 nt
Organism: Anolis sagrei ordinatus
Lineage: Eukaryota; Metazoa; Chordata; Lepidosauria; Squamata; Anolidae
Gene: FRMD4B
Product: FERM domain containing 4B
Biological process (GO): establishment of epithelial cell polarity
Cellular component (GO): adherens junction; bicellular tight junction; cytoskeleton
Source: RefSeq, a predicted model, not a curated record
CAUAUGAGGUCCUCGUGAGAGGCGUGCACACCACAGAAAUGGGUUAAACGUUUAAUUAGAAUCCAUAGUGGUAGCAACCGAAGCUUAACGGAGAUUUAUAUAAGCUGUUAAGAAGGACACAAGGCUGCUGUGUGUGCUUCGAGCCACUGCAGCCGUUGGCCGGACUUCAAGCAACGCCAAGGCAUGUCUGGGAGUCUGCCCAGGGAAGAGAAGAGUGAAAGAGGAGUUUGUGUCAGGCUUGACCCUGGCCUCUUGCACACGCGGCACCCCUGCUACCCUUUUCCAUGAAAUAGGAAAUGAGUCUGCUACAGCACACACGCCUGUGUUGUUGAUUUUAUUUUACUUUAAAAAAAAAAGGACUGACAAGCUGGAGGCAGGGCAAAGUGUGCGCCUUGUCAGGCUGGAGCUCUGAAAGAGCACAUCAUGGCUUCGGUGUUCAUGUGUGGAGUGGAAGAUUUCCUUUUCAAUGGGAGCCGCUUUGUUUGGAACGUGACCAUCUCCACGCUGAGGAGGUGGUACACAGAAAGACUGAGGGGAUGCCACCAAGCACUGAGAGCCUGGUGUGGGAUAAGGGACAUGUAUCAGAUGACAGAAGGGAGACACUGUCAAGUACAGCUUCUGGAUGACAGAAAAUUGGAGCUGCUGGUUCAGCCUAAACUUCUGUCACGAGAAUUGUUGGAUUUGGUAGCUUCACAUUUCAACCUUAAAGAAAAAGAAUAUUUUGGGAUCACAUUCAUAGAUGAUACGGGUCAGAAUAUCUGGCUACAAUUAGAUCACAGAGUUUUGGAUCAUGAUUUGCCCAAGAAACCCGGUCCAGCGGCUUUGUUUUUUGCCGUCAGGUUUUACAUUGAAAGCAUUUCUUUUCUGAAGGACAAGACCACAGUAGAACUCUUUUUCCUGAAUGCAAAGUCCUGUGUGCAUAAGGGGCAUAUUGAGGUGGAAAGUGAGACGGUCUUCAGAUUAGCCGCUUUGAUUUUACAGGAAGCCAAAGGUGACUACUCCAGUGAUGAAACUGCAAGGAAAGAUCUAAAGAACUUGCCUGCCUUCCCAACUAAGACUCUUCAGGAGCACCCUUCCCUUGCAUACUGUGAGGACAGAGUCAUUGAACUGUAUAUCAAAAAUAAAGGUCUGACCAGAGGACAAGCAAUUGUUGAGUACAUGAAAGUGAUUGAAGCUCUGCCUACUUAUGGAGUCCAUUACUAUGGAGUAAAGGAUAAACAAGGAAUCCCUUGGUGGCUUGGGAUCAGUUAUAAAGGAAUUGGCCAGUACGAUUUACAAGAUAAAGUCAAGCCCAGAAAAUUAUUUCAAUGGAAACAACUGGAGAAUCUUUAUUUCCGUGAGAAGAAGUUUGCUGUUGAGGUUCAUGAUCCUCGUAGAAUCUCGGUGUCAAGAAGGACUUUUGGACACAGUGGCCUUGUAGUGCAGACCUGGUAUGCAAACACUUCUCUAAUCAAGUCCAUCUGGGUUAUGGCAAUCAGUCAACAUCAGUUUUACUUGGACAGAAAGCAAAGCAAAGCAAAAAUUCCAUCAGCAAGAAGUUUGGAUGAUAUUGCAAUGGACCUCACAGAUAUGGGAACCCCAAAAGUUUCAAAACUAGCAGCUUUGGAAGCUAAGAAUCAACUUAUAAUGGCCAGCAAUGGUAGCUUAAUAUCUUCAGGCUCUCAAGAUUCAGAGGCUGGUGAAGAGCAAAAGAAAGAGAAGAUCUUGGAACUGAGAAAGAAGGAAAAGCUUUUACAGGAGAAGCUUCUGCAGAAAGUGGAGGAGCUAAAGAAAAUAUGCUUACGAGAAGCGGAAAUCACGGGGAAAAUGCCAAAAGAAUACCCUCUGAACACAGGGGAGAAACCUCCUCAUGUCAGAAAGCGUAUUGGCACAACGUUUAAAUUGGAUGACAACCUACUUCCUAGUGAAGAGGACCCAACUUUACAGGACCUGGAAAGCAACUUUUUCAUACAGCAGAAGCUGGUGGAGGCCGCAAAAAAACUUGCUGGUGAGCCUGACUUGUGCAAAAAUGUGAAAAAGAAAAGGAAGCAGGAGUACACCGAGGCAGUGAAAAAGCUUCAAGAGAUUGAGAACUCUAUUAAUGAAUACAGGAUCAAGUGUGGGAAGAAACCUGCUCAGAAGGCAACCCUGAGCUUACCAGAGGACAUCAUUCCAUCUGAGAGCAGCUCUUUGUCUGAUACAACGACAUUUGACGAUGGCAAUGAUUCCCUCACUGUGCCAGGCCAAAGAAUAAACUCUGUGCCACUUUCUCCAAAAACUCCACCACCCAAAUCCCUUGGGAUAGAGAGACUGCAUCUCAGGAAGUCUUCCAUGAAUGAGCAGCUCUUGGAAUCCAGGCACUCCAGAGAUCCAUUGUCAACACAUAGCAGUCCAUACCGCACUGUAGAGAGGCAGUCGCAUGGUGGAAGAAGUAUGCCCACAACACCAGUUCUCACACGGAAUGCAUACAGUAGCACGCAUUUAAGGCCAGACCGGUCCCCUCAACACAGCAGACAGCGGAGUGGCAGCUUAGAGUCCCAGACGAAUGCCUUGUCUGAGUUGGCCAGUGAAAAGACAGUGUUCACCAUUUCAAAUUCCCAAAGAAGCAGUAGUACAGAGAUCCUAGAUGAUGGGUCAUCCUACACCAGCCAGUCAAGUGCGGAAUACUAUUGUGUGACCCCAAAUUCAGGCCCCUAUUAUACCACCCAGACUCUUGACAACCGGACAAGGAACAGGAGACGAUCCAAGAAACAGAGCAUUUCUGCUUCCAAUUCAGGAAGUAUGCCAAAUUUAGCCCAAAAGGAUAUCCGUAAUGGUGGUGUCUACCAAAAAUCUCAAGGACAACCAUCGACCAAUUGCUACAUUACUGGCUAUGCCCCUUACUUGGAGUGUGAUGUGUACUACAAUGGGGGCUAUGUGUAUGAGAAUGGCACAGAGGGACAGUACACUGUCAACCCUUCUUACCGUUCAUCAGCACACUAUGGAUAUGAGCGCCGCUAUCGGGAGUUCAGGUCUUUUCAUGAAGAUGAGAUGGAAAGGGUUCCACACAACCCAUACGCCACCCUGCGCCUGCCACGGAAGCCAUCUGUGAAAGCAGAGAGCAUCUCCAAAAACAUUCACAAGGCCUUAGUCGCUGGGCAUCUUCGUGACUGGUACCAGCGUGCCUCAGGGCAGAAAGACCAUGGCCUUGGCCUGCAGGCAGGCUUUGACACUGACAGAGGGUCACAGAGGAGCCUGGGCUUUGCUGGACUACAAGUACCAUGUUGUCAAAGCAGUCGUGCUUCAUCUUUCUCUUCAGCAUCUUCUGCAAACACUUCUGGGAAUUGGCGGAACCAGAUUGCACUUGGAGUCUCAGAUUAUGACACCCUGUCACAGUCCUCUUACCACAGCUGUUACGGGAGCAUGUAUGGCAGCCACACACUGCAGAGCAGGACAUAUGCUGAUACAAAUGAGCUUGGUGACCGGAACCAAUUGGAAGGCAAUCUGGAAGACAGUGAGCAAAGACUGUUCUGGCAUGAAGAUGCAAAGCCUGGGACUUUAGUGUGAACCAGCUCUCUACUUCCAUUACCUUUAUGUGCCUUGCACCUUAUGCUCUUCCUAUAAAUAUAAGCUUUGUGGUGCAACUUACAAAAGGAGCAUCAUCAUGGAAAGAUAAAAAUUGCUCAGCGAAAGAAAGAUGCAAAAAGUCCUAUCUAUACUAGCACAAAAAUACAAAUACAAAUAACACAGGAGCCUCAGCAGCCAGGUUUUAAAUCUUCUUCCCUACAUACAUGUGGUUAAAGUAUUUUUGGAAGGCACUCUGUUUUUAAGAAGAUGGAAUGUUGCUGAUAUUGAAAAGCUCCAAAAAGGUGGAAAUUUAAGGCGAUUCCUGUGGGGACUAUUUUAGGAGCACAAUUCAGUGGGAAAGAAAAUUGCAGUGUUUGGAGUUCCUUCUGCCAGCACAUCGUCUUGAUCUGUUUGUGACGUGUUAAAAGGACAAAGUGAUGAAAAUGGAGCAGAAGACUGACUGAGACUGCAACUACUUGAAGGAUGUUUGAGCUUUUAAACAGUAUUUUGAAUGAGUUUGAAGAGGAUUUUAAGGUUUGCUGGCUAAAUGUGCUUUCUCUCAAUACUCAUGGAGGGGGGAAUGAAUUGCACUUGUACGCUGCAAUGGCCUACAGAAAGCUGAGCCUACAGAAGAGUUCUUCUCUGGACAAUGAGAGUUCAACUUGACCAGGUUUUUCAUGAUAUCUGUUCAUUUAUGCAAGAACGCAUGCAGGUUUCACAAUAAAAUGUUCUGGGAAAUAUUUCAUUUUCCCAGGCAAUGAUUUUAUAGUGUAGUUCCCCUGUUUGAGGAAUUUUAUGGCAGAUUCAGACAACGGCAUCUUUCAUUUUCCACGUUUCCCUUUUUCUGCCUUUUUUUCUUUCCUGUAAUACAUUACAGGGGGAAAGAUGGUGUAAUAUUGUAGUACUUGGUACUCCUCCAUCUUGAAGCCUCUUUCAUUUGGGUGUGAGCCUAAGAAUGAGCUACCAAUGUAACAAGAUGUCCAGUGUACUGAUCAAUGUGGUUGUGUUGGCCAGUAUUAUUCAUACUUUUGAGAUGGAUGCAAAUACAUUUAAUAGUAAAACCAAGAUGGUGCCUUAAAAUCAAAGGGCAUUAUAAUUUUGAAACAGAUGUUACCUGAAAAAUAGGUGCACUUGGUUCAGGUGCUUGCCUCUGUCAAAGAGGUCCAGAGCAUGCCCACUGCUCUUCCACUGGCUUGAAAAUGUUGUUUAUACUGUUUAUGACUAGAGGACAAAGAAUAGGAUGGAGAAGAUCUGGAUUUAGUCCUGGCCACAAUUUGAACUGGACUGAGAGCUGAUAGUGUGGAUCUCUAGAAUCUCAACUGUGAUUGGAAGCCUGUUUCCACAUGUGGGCUGACUUCUACAGACCGAUGCCACAAUGUGAUAGAUUGCACCUUUACUAAAUCAGUGAAAAGAAAAUAAACAAUCAACUUCAGGUUUCAUCUGGAAGGGAGCAGCCUACCUCGUAUCAUCUACCUGUAGGAACAAAUUAGCUCUAUAUUAUCUGUGUAAUUUUGCAAACUGUCAAGGAAGAUACCUGUUUCUCAGCCAUAUUAUGCUUCAUGAUGCUAUACAAUGGUGCUGUUCAAGGAUCUUUCUUAAACAAAAAAUGUCGGAUGCAUCACUCCUUGUUCAUAUUGUAAAUAGAAGGUUUUUGGAAAAAACAGUUUUUGGACCUUUUUUUACUGAUGAUUCCAAAGUAUGUAAGAAGAACUCUAUAAAAAGAUGCACACACAGUUAUGUACACACACGCAUACAAACAAAUAUAUAUAGAUAUGUAUAUAUAUCUACAGAGAAGUUUUGCAUUUGUUAAGCUGGUCCUUAGUCAUUUGUAUUAUUAGAAUUAACGUUUGGAAUAAAAAUGGGAAAUCAAAGCAAAAUUAAUUUAUUUCUUUUUGUGCAUAUUUGUAUAGCCUUUUAGAAAGAAGAAUAUCUUUUUUGCUUAUUCUUUUACUGCUCUUGACUUUUUAAAAGGACCUAUGGUUUUGUAUGGGUCAAUAAACUUACAAAUAUGCUACUAAA